Myotis daubentonii (Daubenton's bat) is the source of this 849-nucleotide messenger RNA. RefSeq names its product histone lysine acetyltransferase CREBBP-like. The record is from RefSeq and is a predicted model, not a curated record. Lineage: Eukaryota; Metazoa; Chordata; Mammalia; Chiroptera; Vespertilionidae. The coding region runs from base 277 to 834 and encodes 185 amino acids. The transcript has 3 exons.
CGAUCCAGUCCCAAGCGGUCAACAUGGAUGGCGUUCGCCCUUCAGGAGAAUUUUGAAAUCACCUUUUGGACGCGCGAUAGCCUCCCCCUUGGUCAGCACCACUGCGCUGAGCAGACUAAGUCUUAUUUCUUGAAUGAGAGCAAGGAAGGAUUGGUAAGAAAACAACGGCUGAUGGGCAUGUGGGAUUGAAGGCCCUGUUCCAGCUUUCAGGAAUUUGUGAGGGUCGCCGAAGGAGCGAAGGAGGAACUGCACGAGGACAAAGAGAGUUGCCUAGCGAUGCUGCUGGAGUUGCACAACCAGGGCCAGGACCGCUGUGUCCUCGCCUGCACUGAGUGCAAGCAGCGGGUGAAGACAGGCUGGCACUGCCCCGGGUGCGAGGACUACGACCUUUGCAUCAACUGCUACAACACCAAGGGCCACACCCACAGGAUGGUGAAGGUGGGGCUGGGCCUGGAUGAAGAGGCAGUGGAGGGCGAUGAGGGCGGCAACCAGGGGGAGAUGCAGUUCAGGAGAAUCCAGGAGGCUCGGCGCCUCAGCUUCCUGCGCUGCAUCCAGACCCUGAGGCAUACCCGCCAGUGCCGCGACGCCAGCUGCUCUCGGACCAACUGCCAGAGGAUGAAGCGUGUUGUGCUGCACCCCAAGCGCUGCCAGCGUAAGGUCAAUGGAGGCUGCCCAGUGUGCAAGCAGCUAUUCGCCGUUUGCUGUUACCAUGCCAAACGCUGCCAAGAAAACCCAUGCCCCGUUCCCUUAUGCCUCAGCAUCAAACAGAAGCUCCUCGAGCAGCUGCUCUGGCUCCGCCAGCAGCGGAUUUGGAACCGCCUGCCGCAGGGGUAGCUCCUGCGCCAGCGG